Humulus lupulus (European hop) is the source of this 1038-nucleotide messenger RNA. RefSeq lists its product as uncharacterized. Gene Ontology annotation, biological process: DNA repair. Bases 1 to 1038 code for a protein of 345 amino acids. Gene Ontology annotation, molecular function: DNA binding; endonuclease activity. The record is from RefSeq and is a predicted model, not a curated record. NCBI's taxonomy places the organism in Eukaryota, Viridiplantae, Streptophyta, Magnoliopsida, Rosales, Cannabaceae. The transcript has a single exon.
AUGAGGAUGCUUACUUGGAAUGUGAGGGGUUGUGGCAAUAAGGGCAAGCGAAAGGCGAUUAAGGAAUUGAUCUGUAAAGUUAAUCCAGACAUCAUUGUUCUUCAAGAGGUAAAAUGGGCCUUGGUGGACCGAAGUUUCAUAGGAAGUAUUUGGAGAUCGAGGUUUAAGGCGUGGAUUUAUCAGCAUCCGAUAGGUCGUUCAGGAGGCACCUUGGUUGUUUGGGAUACGAGGAGUGUUUCUGUAAUUGAUUCUUUAGUCGGGGAUUUUUCAAUUUCAAUUUGCGUGAAGGCUGAGGGGAAGGACCCCUGGUGGUUCUCAGGUGUUUACGGUCCUGUAGCCUAUGGUAAGAGAGACAGUUUUUGGGAUGAAUUGGCUAGGUUAAGUAUUAUUUGUGAGGAUAAAUGGUAUGUUGGGGGAGAUUUCAAUGUGGUCAGAAGAGUUGAGGAGAAAUUGAGUAGUACUACUAAUACUAGGAGCAUGAAGUUGUUCGACGCAUUGAUUAGAGAAUUAAGAUUGGUUGACCCAAAGCUUCAGAAUGGUCGCUAUACUUGGUCAAACUUUAGACAUAAGCCUAUCUGCUGUAGACUGGACAGGUUUUUUCAUUCUCCAUCGUGGUCAAAUUUUUAUCCCUUCAUUCGUCAGGAAGUCUGGGUUCGAGUAGUUUCUGAUCAUAGUCCGGUAGUGUUGGAUUCUAGCCCUCCUUCUUGGGGUCCUUCUCCAUUCAGAUUUGAUAAUUCUUGGUUGGAGCAUAAGGAUUUCUCUCGUAACUUCCAGGAGUGGUGGACUUCAACCAAGGUGCAAGGUUGGCCGGGCAUGAAUUUUAUGUCCAAGCUUGCUCAUACUCGCGAUUUUAUUAAGAAGUGGAGUCGUCAGGUCUUUGGGGAGAGGAAACUGCGAAAACUUUUCUUGGAAAGGAAACUGUUUGAGUUGGAUAGAUUGGAGGAAGGGGGCUCGUGGAAUGAGAAUCUUCUUUUGGAACGCUCGAAGGUGAAGGAGGAUUGGCAACAAAUACUUUUUGAGGAAGAAAGAAGUGUUUAG